AUGGUUCUAGGCACCGAUAAACCUCAGAAUGUCGCGCCUUCAGGACCUCGUGAUCUUGGCUCAGCUCAUCAGAAACCCUAUUUUCUUUCUCUUGACUUAUCUACCGAAAAAAUGGGAUUGAUAAUCGUAGAUGAAUCUCUGAAUGUUAUAUUCGGUGAAUGUGUCAAAUUUGAUACUGACCUUCCGGAGUAUAGAACUCAGAAUGGCUGCCACACGGACGGCGAAGUAUCGACCUCUCCCACCCACUUACAUGUCAAAGCACUGGAUAUCUUGCUGCAAAAAGUAUCAUCUCAGGUUGAACUCAAACGCGUGAAGUGCAUUUCUGGAUCGGCCCCGCAACAUAGUUCAGUAUGGUGGUCAAAGGCAGCAUCGGCACUUCUCUCCAGGCUAGCCCCUAACAAGCCCCUACAUGAACAAUUACCGCCAGAGCAGACAUGGACCCUACCCAACCCUCCCAAUUUCUACGAUACGUCCACGGACGCGCAGGCACAAUCUCUUGAGUGGCUGAUUGGUGGCUCAGAAGAGACGGCACGCAGGUCCGGUGUUCGGGCAUUUUGCCGCUUUACAGGUGUCCAGAUCAUGAAAGUUCAACAAACACGUCCAAAUAUAUUGGAAGCCACUGACCGUAUAUCUUCGGCAUCAUCUUUCUUGUCUUCUUUGUUGCUAGGCAGUAUUGCACCGUUGAGUGAAAGUGAUGCUGCAAGCAUGAGCUUAUGGAGCAUGAACGACAAGAAAUGGGAUCCGCUAGUGCUUAAUUUUAUCAUGGGCAACGAUUCUUCACAGUCCGGUACGUCAAACGAAGCUACCAAACUGAGUCAAAAAUUAGGAAAACCUUACCUUGAUAACUCAGUCUCGCUAGGACCCAUUGCGAGCUAUUUUGUUCGCCGGUAUGGAUUUUCAGCGGACUGUCAGAUUGUCGGCUUUCUGGGCCACCAUCAAGCUACAUUUCUGAGUCAGCCCCUCAAGCCACGAGAUGUGAUGAUUUGCUUGGGGGACUGUGAUUCGGACUCCGUUCUUAUGCCGCUGCCACAUUAUCUACCCGAUUCAACUCGUCAAAUCCUUCCCAACCCAGUGAAGUCUUCGUCGAAUUUUGCCAGUCACAUGCCCUUCAUGGCGCUACUCGAAUAUAAAGAUGCUGAUUUGGCGCGACAUUUUCUUCGAGAUACAUAUUGUAAUGGGUCUUGGCAUACCUUUGACACACUCGUAACUUUGAUUGCGGAAGGUGGAACGAUAGGUCUUGAUGACAAGCUCUACACCUUUUUCUGGCCACAUGGAGAGUUGGGGAGCUGGCAGGGUAUUUCAAGAUUUGAAGCAGGCCAGCGUAUCAAGGAAUUCAAGGAUCAGCGAGUCAACCCACGCUCUUUACUAGAAUCUCAGUUUCUCACAAUGCGCCUCCAACUUUCUCGUAUCAGUCAAAGGCUCAGGAAUCUAGGAAGUAUAGAUGAAACUUUAGCAACUACCUACAGCUUACUUGGCUUCAAUCCAUAUGACCAUUCAGUUCUACCAAAACGUAUCAUUGUCAUGGGGAAAGCAUCAGGAAGUCGCGUGAUGAUUGAUUUGCUAUCAUCAAUAAUGGGUGUUCCGGUCUAUCAGUCCGUUGCUCUUUCUCCCAUCACUUACUCGACGGUUUUCUUAGGAAACCAGCUAGCUAUCACGCCUGCUGCCCUUGGAUCAUGCUACAAGGCUGCUUGGACAUAUAGUCGCCAGUUUAACGCCAAUCAGUCCUACGAUGAUUUCCUUGGGGAGCGGAAUAUACAGCGCUCAAAGCGUUUGAGGAGUUCCGAUACCCGAAACACAUCCACGUCACUUAUCCAGACGCCUAUUGCAAGACUUGAGAAAUCCGAUGUAUCUACGCCAUCGUCACUACCGGAUCAGCGGGCAAGCGGGGGACCUUCGAGCGCGAAUGCUGCGCCUCCCAUUUGGAAUCAAGACCCUGCGUCACCGGACCUAUCCAGCGAUUCUACAACGCCGAUUGUUUCCAUCCUGACUGACUCAAAGGAUAUGGAAGAUGGAUUAGUCAAGGUGGCAGAGCCUGAUGAAGACUCCUUUCAAAGAUACGGUGGACAAGUUGAGGAGUUUGCACGACUUGAAAACUGCAUACGACGUGGAGUGCUUUGA
This is a messenger RNA of Puccinia triticina, 2118 nucleotides long. RefSeq lists its product as uncharacterized. The record is from RefSeq and is a predicted model, not a curated record. The transcript has 12 exons. Gene Ontology annotation, biological process: xylulose metabolic process. Gene Ontology annotation, molecular function: D-xylulokinase activity. Lineage: Eukaryota; Fungi; Basidiomycota; Pucciniomycetes; Pucciniales; Pucciniaceae. The coding region runs from base 1 to 2118 and encodes 705 amino acids. Gene Ontology annotation, cellular component: cytosol.